Molecule: messenger RNA, 2508 nt
Organism: Helicoverpa zea (corn earworm)
Lineage: Eukaryota; Metazoa; Arthropoda; Insecta; Lepidoptera; Noctuidae
Exons: 3
Coding region: 295-1437 (380 amino acids)
Source: RefSeq, a predicted model, not a curated record
CCUCAAGAUUAGUAUACUUACCAAUUUAUUAUUAAUCUAACAUUAUAACAACACUAUGUAGUAACGCGUAGUGUGGCCACUUCCUGCACUAAGUUUAAAAAAUAUUUUAUUUAAUUUAAUUUCCGGUUGCAGAAAUUGUUUGCAACCGGAAGUGUCAGUUUCCAUUUUGAAUUAAAAUAAUUUAAAAAGGAGACGGAAGUACGUCUUUCCCCUCCACUGUCCCCACCUCAUGGCUGCAACAUAGCAAUCUCGUCAUUCGCAAUUUAGUGCUCAGCCACUUCGCACGACAUCAAGAUGCCGAAGAGAAGACACGACGAAACUAUCGAACAUUUAGCCAGCAAACUGAAAAAACUUGAAAGAAAAAUCAGACGAUCAAGAAAGCGGCGAUCUCCAUCGUUAUCAUCGACCAGCUCAUCAAGCUCGGGAAGUUCGUCGUCUACAAGCUCGAGGUCAUCGUCGCCUGCUCAACCAGCCUUACUGGCGUUAUCGGAACAAGAUCGAAAUGAAGACCGCCGUACUGCGCCUGAACCCGGGACUUCAGACCCUGCACCUCCAUCAGCGGUACCAGAACCCAUUCCCGGCACAUCUGCCGGCACCGGCUAUAAUACAUCAUCGGUACCAGCGGGGCCUUCGAGUGAGGACCAUGUCAUUACCAUGCCUGACGCCGGUUUGGAUCCUGACAUUUUAGAUAUACUGGGCAUAGACCCUUCGGCCGCUGUAGAAUACGGCCCUAACAUAAACGACGAAUUGGCUAGUCGUCUCAGUUAUUUAGUCACGUCGGGGUUAGACAAGGACAUUCGUAAAGAACUGUUACAAAAAUAUCUUGUCCCUAUCAACUGCAAACACCUAUCUGCUCCUCAGUUAAACCCUGAAAUCAAGGCCGCCACGCCUGAAUAUGUUCAGAAACGAGACAAGUCUAUCGAGAUGAACCAAAAAGAAAUAGCAGCAGCAAUAACUUGCGUCGGGCAAAUAAUCACAACACAAAUCAACCACUCUUGCCGAGAUAACGAACUUUUGAAGCAGCUCAUGGAUGUCGGCCGAAUCCUUUGCGACGUUCAGUACCUGCAAUCUAGUGCUAGACGCAACCACGCGCUCUACUCUCUCAAAAAAGACUUGCGAGAGCAGCUACGUAACUCAAAAAUAGACGAGUUCCUAUUUGGCCAAAACUUAUCGGAAACCCUCAAAGCAGCAAAAGCCGUUUCGAAAACGUCGUCGGAUUUGAAAGCUGAUACCGCUAAGAAACCCAGACCCAGCAAGAAUUUAAACCGCAAGUCGGGCCCCGGGAAUCGACGGGCGGCACCGGGUCCCCCUCGCCAGCAGCCGCCGGCGCCAGCGCGAGCGACGACGAGCUACCAGCCGCCGCCGCCGCCGCCGACAACGCGCGCUCCUUACUCGAGCGCGUCGUCCUAUCGUCCCAGGCAGACGAGGAGGCGUUAGGCGCAGACGAGCGGGAACAUUCAUCAACACCUUAUCCUGGAGGCCGCGCUCUUAUCCGCGAAGGGUUCCUUCGGAGAAAAGUUCCCCAAGGGUCCGUAGAUAUUAUGCUAGCUUCCUUAUCAGAAAAUUCUUUGAAACAAUACGACUCUUGUUUGAAAAAAUGGUUUGCAUUCUGUAAAGAAAACAAAAUUGAUAUGUACUCACCAUCAGUCCCAAAUAUAAUAGAUUAUCUUACGAAUGUUCUAAAUACUGGGAGUCAGUAUCAGACAAUAAAUUGUCACAGAUCUGCUAUUUCACUAUUGGUUGGAUCCUUAGAAGAUGAUUUAAUAAGUAGAUUUUGCAAAGGUGUGUAUAAACUUAAACCACCUUUACCACGAUACAACAUGACGUGGGAUGCAAAUACGGUGUUAGAUUUUUUAUCUUCUAUGUACCCAAAUGAUGAAAUAGAUCUAGAUAAACUUUCGAAAAAAUGUGCAACAUUAUUGGCUCUUGUAACAGGUCAUCGAGUUCAAACUUUGUCAAAAAUUAAAAUAGAAAAUAUAGUUACUUUACAAAAUCAAAUUAUAAUAAAAAUUCCAGAUUUAAUCAAAACUUCUAAACCAGGUUGUAAUCAACCCACAUUGCACUUACCUUAUUUUGAAAACAGGAUAUCAAUUUGUCCAGCACAUACACUAAACUGCUAUAUUAAUAGAACCAAGGAUAUUAGGAAAUCUAACACUUUAUUUGUUAGUUUUAGAAGCCCUCAUAACCAUGUAUGUUCUCAAACCCUAAGUAGGUGGAUCAAAUCAACUAUGAAAGACAGUGGAAUUGAUGUCUCCAUCUUCUCUGCUCACAGCACUCGACAUGCUUCAACAUCACUCGCGUGUAGAGAGGGGGUCAGUAUAGACCUGAUAAGAAAAACCGCAGGUUGGAGUGGAAAUUCCACUGUCUUUGCACAGUUCUAUAAUAGACCUGUAUUAAGCAAUGAUGAUUAUACCUUAUUUGCACGUACUAUAAGUUCAUCAAAGACAUAACUUUAAGAAUCAUUGUCAUAUGUAUACAUAUUUAUGAUUAAAUACACUAUUACAAAAA